AUGACCAGGGAACAGGAAAGAGGGAAUGGAAGGUCCCAGUGGGAGUUUAUCCUAUUGGGGGUCUCUGACCAGCCAUGCCUGAAGAUGUUGCUUUUUGUGGUCUUCCUGGUCUUGUACGUCCUGAACCUGGUGGGGAACCUGGCCAUCAUCAUUGUCUUGUGGCUGGACACCCCUAUGUAUUUCUUCCUUAGCAACCUCUCCUUCCUGGAUCUUUGCUACACCACCAGCACCAUUCCUCAGAUGUUGGUGAAUUUCAAGUUCAUCACCUGGGCCGGCUAUGUGGCCCAGCGCUACAUCUCCCUCUCGCUGGCUGGCACUGAGUGUAUCCUGUUGGCCGUCAUGGCCAACGACUGCUACGUCGCCAUCUGCCACCUGCUGCACUACACUAUCGUCAUAAGCUGCCGCCUCAGCCUGCAGAUGGCGGCCACCAUCUGGCUGAACAGCUUCGGCAACUCCAUCCUUCAGACCAGCCUGACCGUGUGGCUGCCCCGGUGCGGACAGAACUGGCUUGACCACUUCAUCUGUGAGGUGCCGGCCCUGCUCAAGCUGGCCUGUGUCGACACCUCUGACAAUGAGGCCCAGGCAUUUGCUGUCAGUGUGAUCUUCCAAAUGGUGCUGCUGGGCCUCACCCUGGUCUCCUACAGCUACAAAGGCACCAUAAAUAAAUUACCUGGAAGGAAGAAUUUAAACGGAAUAGUGUAA
Caretta caretta (loggerhead turtle) is the source of this 702-nucleotide messenger RNA. The record is from RefSeq and is a predicted model, not a curated record. Lineage: Eukaryota; Metazoa; Chordata; Testudines; Cheloniidae.